UUUAUGAGUUCUUUGCAGCAUUUAUGUCCAGAACUUAAUUCCUUUCGGCAAAAAACAGUUCACUUAUUUCUCUCUCUCAACUAUUCAGUUCUUCCGGCAAAAAUUUAACUCUUUCAGCUUCCCUUUUCAUCAAUAUAUAAAUUUCUCUUCCCUUCUUUUGCAUUUACUCAUUUCUUUUCCUUUCUCUUCCCUCAAUUACAGCCAAAAAAAGCGUUAAAGAUUGAUUGGUUUAUAUAUUGAUGGAUCGACUCUUCCUCUACAAGCUCAUGGACAAAAACUCCUUCAUCAAUGUCUGCAUGACUAAACCCAAGGAGGAAAACCACUGGCCCCUAAUUUAUCAAACCCUUCUUCUGUAUCAAAGAGAUGAGCUUGUAGUCCUCUUAGGUCUCCUAUUGGUCAUAGGUGUACUCCUCCUAUUUGUACAAUUGCUCGCUCACGUUCUCGAUCAGCUUCUCCAUGGAGAGGUCGAGCACCAAUUGGAAAACAUGGGCGGUCAUCAUCCUACUUUGGAUCACCUAGUCCACGCAAGUUACCUCGGAGAUCAAGAAGUCAUAGCCUGAGAAGGUAAUUUCUAUCUGUGAAUGGUUUCACUUUUAUUCAUCUAAAUACAUUUUAUUUCUCUUCUAAUGGGGUUUUAGCUUGGAUGGCUCUUCCUCUACCCUUGGGAUGGAGGGUGAGAUCAUAGAUUCAAAACUCACCAGGCAUUUGUCUAACUUUGCAAUGAAGAAAAAUAAAUUUACUACUCACUUUUAUGGGCAGAGAGGAGGAUAUGGGGUUUGUGGUCAUAUCAUAAUUUUAUAUAUUUGGCCAGUCUCCUGUCCUCUCCUCUCCCUCCAUCACUCUUUAUCCAAACAUGAGAUUUCAACACGAUGAAUUUCAUUCUUAUGCGCUAGGUAUAUGAGCUUGCAAGAUGACCUUCAAUUUUCAUGUGAUGAGUCCAAGAUGAAAAUGUCUUUCUUGUGUCCCCCACCCCCAGAUCAAAUUAUGAUUUUCAAUAACAUCUAGUUUAAGUUUGUAUUAAUAUUUAUACUCCAGAACUAUUGGAAAUAAAACUCCAAACUAUUAAAUGCUUGUUCCCUUGAGAAUUUUGAUUUCCAAAUGGGACUCUCAAUGUGAUAUGGAGAAGGUAAAAUAUUUUGGUGGUUGCACUUGGGAAAAAUAAUUAAGUGGGAGUUUUUUCAGGUAUAUAACAUUAAGUUGGGAAAUGUAUAGAAUUCAAAGCAAUGGAUAUCACUGGAGAGAGCUCAAUGGAAAUUUCCUCCCACCAAAGAGGUAGUUUUAAAUUCUGUAAAAUACACAUGAGGGAGCAAGCUGUUGCUUUCCAUGAGGAGAUGGAAGUUGAGUUGGCAUUUGAGUUUCAAAAAUGGAUUAGAGGAUAUUUUAGGCAAUCAGGCUGGCUUUAGAUUUUGGUUUGUACUUUUUAGUUCAAUAUAUAAGCACUGAUGAUGAUGAUAAUAACAUGAAUAGGCUACAACUUGGGAAACUUUAGGUUGGUUAAUUCAUGGUUUUCUACUACUACAAUGUUAUGUUGUCAUCAUCUAGUUUUGAGUCGACUUAACUGGCAUUUUCAUUAUGUAACCUUCACUGCUAUAUCAUAAUGUCUGUUCUACCAUUUCUUGUGGACUGCAUAACUUGCAUGAUUCCAGAGUGCUUCACUAGACUGUUUGGAAUUUUGUGGAUAUAUCAUAGGGUAUUGAUUCCCUUGGUCUCACCUUAUUGGCAAAGCUAUGUGUAUUAUUUAUCCAAAAUAAAAAUCAUAAAUCUCUGCACAUUUGUAGUUUCUCUUCUUGCUGUUGAUGUCACACAUUUUUUAUAAUACUGCAUUUUAUUCUUCGAGGAGACAUUUCUUAAUUUUUAUGCAAAUAUCAAGUCAUUUCAUUUAGAGCAUCGAAGGUUGUUCUGCCAUAAUAUUUCAAAUCUUUAAUGCAGUGAACCAUUUUUUAUAUCUUCAUGUGAAAUCAUUGUGUGUUGUGGUAAUGCCUGAUUUGUGAUGACUCUCAAACCAAAUAGUGUAUGUCUACCAGUAAAAGCAAGUUAAAAAAAAAAAAAAUGGAACGAUUUUAUUGUCCAAUUUUCCACAAAAAAAAUAUUAUUGUUAGUGUGUUUAUCUUAUUUUACUUGAUUAUAACCCCUUUAGAAAUAGCCAACAAAAUCCUUAGGUGGCAUCAUUUUGGGUGAUUAUGCCACAUGAACAAAAUUAACAAGUAUCCUAACUAGGCAACCAUUGCCAUGUAGAUGAGGUUACAGUUUGUUGCAGCUAAAUAAUUUGAUAAUUUAGCCUUUUCUCCUUUUUGACAUUUUAUGUCAAUACAUGUUUCUUAAGAAGCAAAGUACAUAAACUUAAGGUGGCACUGGUGCAAUUAGAAGUCACAUGAAUAAAAAUAUUGAAUUUCCUCUAACCAGACUCGGUGGGAUAUUGUUGAACUCGGGUAGGAAAGAAAAUGUAGUAUAUGUGAGCUAAAUCUAUACUAAUAUAGAAAACCAACUGCAUUCGGUGUGAAUUUUUAUUUUUUU
Quercus robur (English oak) is the source of this 2514-nucleotide messenger RNA. RefSeq names its product serine/arginine-rich splicing factor SR45-like. Lineage: Eukaryota; Viridiplantae; Streptophyta; Magnoliopsida; Fagales; Fagaceae. The transcript has 5 exons. The record is from RefSeq and is a predicted model, not a curated record. Bases 240 to 560 code for a protein of 106 amino acids.